ACCCAUCACUAUAAAAUUUGAAUGACGGAUAUCGUCAGGGUGGGUCGACAUUUCAUUGUUACAAUAUUUUUGAUGAAAAUUAAAUGAUUUCUUUAAAACUGUAGAUGUGUCAGUGAUUCAUUAAUACGCUUAUAAUGUGGGAUCCUACUCACGUGCAAGUAACCGUCCAAAGAGCUCGUGGACUUCUUAUAAAAGGUAAAAAUGGUACAAAUAACUGUUUUGUUACCAUUGCCCUCGGUAAAGAAAAAUUCCAAACUUCCGUCAAACAUAAAGCCACUCAAAAUGUAGAAUGGCUUGAGGAGUGCGAACUACGUAUACCUUCGCAAGGAAAUACCGCAGAGAUUGUGCUGAAAGUUUACGACGAAGAUUUCGUAAAAGAUCAUUUACUAGGUCAAGUAUCGAUUCCGUUAAAAGACCUCGAUGUAUACGAGCGGCCCAGGAACAGAUUGUUUAAACUCAAAGGAAAAGCAGGCAAAGAAAAUGAUAAAGACAGGGGUGAAUUAGAAGUUAAAAUCGGCUUCACCGUGAAAGAGGGAAGCUUAACUGAUCUCAGUAAGAAAGAUAAGCACAGAGCAUCGCUCUCUAGUCUAGCCCAAAAUGUCGGGGGCAGUCUUAUGAGCAUUGGCAGUAUUGAAAAGCGGAAGAGCAUCAAAAAGUUUGCCAAAAACCUUGGGUCAAAAAUUAAUCUGAAUAAUAAAAAAGAAAAAAAGAGUGAUUCAUCAUCUCUAAGUGGUAGUGUUGGCAACCUCAAGAGUUCUGCCCUAUCUACUCCUGAUCAUUCCACUCCAAAGCGAUUGCAAGGUGAAGCAGACCCAGGAGUUAUCAGUGAAGAUGAUGAUGAGUUUGCUUUUGAUGAUUUGUCUCACAAAAGUUCAGGCAGUUCACUUAAUGUUCAAACAAGCUAUGCACCUCGAAGCUUUAAAUACACCCCAUCCCCCGUAAAUGCAUCUCUCGAAAACCUAGGCGGAGGUGAAUUUCUCAGACGGUCUACCAGCAGCACUUUAGCAAUCCCGGAAAAAACUGCUCCACAAAAACCUGUCCGCCUAAGCCUUGAUACAUUUUCACCUCCACAAUUACCCGCUCAAACAAUGGAUUCUAAUGAUGAAUGGUCACAAAAACUGUUACCGAGAAAAUCAACCAGUCAAUUGGCAAUUGACAGGGAAAAGUCUUCAAGUCUUGAAAGAAACAAAAAGCUUGAUAGCCCAAGUUCACUUAAAGAAAAGCCCAGUCCAAAAUUCUUUAAGAAAUUUGGCAACAGUAAUAAACCUAAAAAAUUACUUGAGGAGCGUAUUAUUGUAGGUGAAGAAAAUAUUGUUGAAGAAGACACUAUAAACCCUGCAUACAAUAAUAUACCUAAAACAAUUUUGCAACAAUUUGACGGAAAAUCACGGGAAGAUCUUAUCAUUUUGAUAUACAGUUUACAAAAGGAUGUUGAAUCAGAAAAGAAGAAAAACAAAGAUUUAGAAAACUAUUUGGAUGAAUUACUAUUGAGAGUGAUGGAAACUACACCUAGGAUCUUGCAAAACCCUUAUGUCAGAAACAAUAGCAUGCAUAUUCGAAACAAGUAACUUAAAAAUUGAGUAAAAAAUUUAUGAUCCAGUACUUUAUCUAUUUCACGAUCGCGUGUGAUUGAUGUGGCAAGCCUGAUUCUUUGCAAUAUUGGUGUAAUAUUGAUAAUUGUUUGAAACUUGUGCUUAUUAACUAUUUUCUUUACAUUAUUUAUGGUUAUUAACAUAGUGCUUGUUUGAUUUAUUUAAUUUCAAUUCGUUUUAAAUACAGUUAAUUCAAGUGAAGUGCAAUGUAAUACUACUAAUAUCAUUAAUUUCAUAAACAUUAAUUUGUAUUGUCAUCUGCUUGUAUUAGAAAGUUAUGAAACUAUUUGUAGACAAAUACUGUUAUGUUCAUAGAAAUUUUCAACUUUCACCUCAUAUAACCCACACCCCAAUUGGGUUGACGAGUGAAAAAUGUGCCUUAUGUACCAGAAUGUAUCUGUGAUAUGCAAAAUCAAUUGAGUUUCAGGUAUUAACUCAAAAUAGAUUGGUUUAUUUAGAUAUUAAAUCAUAUCAUAUCAGACCGAAAAUCAAUCUUUUUAUCAGGUUAGAAAAACAAUGAUAAUACAUUGUGGUCAUACUUAAAUAUGUAUGUGUCAUUAUUAUUUUGAUAUUGAUGAAAAAUAAUGAAAUAUUUCUCGUUUUAUGAUAUAAUAGUGGCAAUAUUUAGUGUUGGAUUAUAUAGAAACAUCCUUUCUCAUCCAGUAGUGACAAUGUUUACCAUUUAUUCUAACAGCCUAUAACAAUGUUGUAAAUCUUGAAUUUUUGAAUAUUUUUAGAAUACCAAAAAAUUUAUAACAUACAUUUUACUAUGUAAACUUCACUGCCUCAGAUUUAUAUACAGAUUUACACUUCUAUUAUUGUAUGCCUAUUUCAUACUCUCGGUCUAUACUCAACUUAGUUACAGUUGCUCUAAACUAUAAGUGCCAAAGUUUAUAACUAUGCUGUAAACUAUAUAAUUUAAAAGAUAUGAUUGAUUUUUAAUUUAUAUUGAGGUAAAACAAACAUUUAAUUUUCUAUUUUGUAUUAAAACAGAUUUGUGUACGUAAAUAUUUUUUAAACUGCGUAUAUAAGUACCUACCUUGUACACUGAGUACAUACGUAUUUCUAUGUAGGUGUUCCUUAUUGACUGCUGGAUGAAAUUAAUACGGAAUUCUCAACAGACACAGAGACAAUACAUGUUUUGUUAAUAAUGAUGAUGUCAUAGGUCUAAUUCACGUAACAAUGGAUGACUCAGAGGCAGAUUAUACUUUUAAUAUUUUCUUACUGUUAUUAACAGCUCGAAGCGACUUAAAAGUAUUCUUUCCAAAGGUGAGAGUGUUAAGUAGAAAAGAUUCAUUAAUUAAUUACUUAUGUAGAUGUAGGUAAUUAGAAAGUUAUCAUAGUGAGUAACUUUCUGCUUACCAUUACAAGCUGUAAAUUUGUCUAUAGACUUGUCACGAUGACGUCACACGAUAAACAAAUACCUGCGUAGACAACGGUACAAUCUCAGACGCAUUCCAGCGAAGUCUAUAGAUAUUUCCGGUAAGUAGAAUAAUAGCAUUAUAACAACAUUCAUUAACAUUAUUUAUAAAAGGUAAUACUUACUAAUUAUGUUAAUGUAUUUGUCAUCAAAUUAUCAACUAUUACUUUCUUUGUUUAGUGUAGGUAGGAAUAGGCGAAAACCUAAUAGUAAUAUUAAAAUAUCGCCUGUAGUACUCAUGUGUUGGUAACUGGUACCUAUUGUAUAUAAAAGAUAGAUUUUUAAUUAAGCAAAAAGUUCAUUCCAUUGCUAACGCAUAAUACCUAUACGAGCAGAGCCGCCAAAAUUAAAUGAAUGUAUUAUGCUGGUAACCUUUGUUGAACCAUAGGUUAUUUAUGAUGAUUUAAAAGGGACAACGUGAUCUAAUUUUGUAAGCAAUAUAACGUGUCAUAUUCACAUUAUAAAACCGUUUUAAA
Molecule: messenger RNA, 3488 nt
Organism: Manduca sexta (tobacco hornworm)
Lineage: Eukaryota; Metazoa; Arthropoda; Insecta; Lepidoptera; Sphingidae
Gene: Rip11
Product: rab11 family-interacting protein 2
Exons: 1
Coding region: 135-1568 (477 amino acids)
Biological process (GO): regulated exocytosis
Cellular component (GO): intracellular membrane-bounded organelle
Molecular function (GO): small GTPase binding
Source: RefSeq, a predicted model, not a curated record